UUCUGUGGCCGCAACCGACCCGCGCCCACUCCUAUUGGACAAUAUAAUAAUUGUUAUAAUUAGGCUUCAUAUGUUAACAUUCUUGAAUCCAGUUAACAAAUUCAAAUUCAGCUCAUAACGGCUCGCAGAAAAGCUGUUUCACAGCUUGUUUUCUUGAUCUGUCUGCUUGGGAUUCGCUCGCAAACUUGGGUAUCUUUCACAUGUGGCAAUUAUGCUUUGAUCGUUUUGAAUUGUCUGCGGUAAUUGUUUUUAUCUCUUGGGAGAACAUGGAAAACUCUGUUUCUGUGAUGCUAUUCAUGUGUAUUAUUGUAUAGCAUGAUACACUUCUAUGAAUUAUGAAUAUAAGAAGGUUGUUCUACUACGACCUGGGUGUCACGGGUUCAAACUAUGGAAAUAUUCUCUCCGUCACUCUCCCCAGAUCCUGCAUUAGCAGAAGUUGUAUACUGGGACUUCCCUUUUAGGACAAUGAUCUACAAACAAAAAUUUUAUCGCAGGAAUCCCACCAAAACGAUGUGUUGAUAACUUUUUUUAAAAAAAUAAUAUACCACUUUAAUGACCGUGUAGGUUAGUCUUUGGAGUAUUAUCAGAAGUUAUAUUGGUUUACUUUUUUAUUUUUCACUAUUCUUUAUGGAUUAACAUUGGAUUCUUUAUUGUAAUAGUUGAGUCAUUGAAGAAAUUUUUUAGGAUUUUUAAGAUUGGAUGCUUGAGCUUCCGAGAAGCAUAUAUUUUGAAGAUUGCCAUCUUCGGGCUCAACCUUUGAGGUACCCUCAAACAUCUUCAUCUCUUUAGGAAUUCGCAUAUCUUCUAAUAACGAUACCCCAAAGAUGACAAUCAGCAACCUCAAGAUAGGAGUGGAUGUGGUUAGUGCCCAUAACCUUCUUCCCAAAGAUGGGCACGGUUCAUCAAGUGCUGUUGUGGAGCUUUAUUUUGAUAAUCAAAGGUUCCGUACAACUAUCAAAGAGAAAGAUCUGAAUCCCGUUUGGAAUGAGAGCUUCUACUUCAACAUAUCAGACCCUUCCAACCUCCACAAUCUUACUCUCGAUGCCUAUAUCUACAACAACAUCAAUGCCGGUCACACUACGUCCUUCCUCGGGAAAGUUUCCCUCAAUGGGACAUCGUUUGUUUCCUAUUCAGAUGCUAUUGUCUUACACUAUCCAUUGGAAAAGCGUGGAAUCUUUUCACGUGUUAGAGGGGAGCUUGGCCUUAAAGUUUAUAUUACUGAUGAUCCAUCCAUAAAGUCCUCUAACCCACUUCCUGCAGUUGAAGAUACCCGAGCACGUGCCCAAUCAGUUCCAAAUGCUGCACCAAACAUGUUUUCUAAUGUCAAAACUGAGACAAGACGUACCUUUCAUCAUCUUCCGAACACUAAUCAUACCCAACAGCAACAACAGAAUUCUUCUGUUGAUGUUGCAGUACCACAUCAUGUGAGGGUUGAUGAGAUGAAAGCUGAAACCGAGCCUCCGAAGCUCAUCCGCAUGUACUCUGCUUCAUUGGCACAACCAGUUGACUAUGCACUUAAAGAGACAAGCCCAUUCCUUGGAGGAGGACGAGUCGUCGGGGGACGUGUUAUUCAUACAGACAAAGCUGCGAGCACUUAUGAUCUUGUUGAACAGAUGCACUUCCUCUUCGUAAGAGUUGUCAAGGCUCGUGAUCUUCCCGCCAUGGAUGUUACAGGAAGUCUCGAUCCAUACGUGGAAGCGAGAAUCGGAAACUACAAAGGGAUUACGAAGCACAUCGAGAAACAGCAAAAUCCAGUGUGGAAUGUGGUAUUUGCCUUCUCGAAAGAACGUAUGCAAGCGUCGGUACUAGAAGUCGUGGUCAAGGACAAGGAUUUGGUCAAGGAUGACUUUGUCGGCCUUGUUAGGUUUGAGAUCAACGAGGUGCCAAUGCGAGUGCCGCCAGAUAGUCCACUCGCUCCAGAGUGGUACCGGCUUGAAGAUAAGAAGGGAGAAAAGAUAAAGGGUGAGCUAAUGCUAGCGAUCUGGAUUGGCACUCAGGCAGAUGAAGCUUUCCCCGAUGCAUGGCAUUCCGAUGCAGCUACGCCCAUUGACAGCUCAGCGGCUGCCUCAACGCUAAUACGCUCGAAGGUCUAUCACGCACCACGGUUAUGGUAUGUGCGUGUCACCGUUGUUGAGGCUCAAGACUUGGUUCCUACAGAGAAAAAUCACUUCCCUGAUGUGUAUGUCAAGGCACAGAUCGGAAACCAAGUUAUGAAAACAAAAAAUGUUCAGGCUAGAUCAUGCAACCCGCUUUGGAAUGAGGAUCUCUUGUUUGUUGUUGCCGAACCUUUCGAAGAUCACCUUAUACUUACAGUUGAGGAUCGCUUGGGUCCCGGCAAAGACGAGAUCAUCGGACGGACUAUCAUUCCUUUGAGCAUUGUAGAGAAACGUGCUGAUGAUCGGAUCAUCCAUUCUCGAUGGUUUAACCUGGAAAAGCCAGUUGCUGUGGAUGUGGAUCAGAUAAAGAAAGAUAAAUUCUCUAGUAGGCUCCAUCUCCGAGUCUGUCUAGACGGAGGCUACCACGUACUUGAUGAGUCGACUCACUACAGUAGUGAUCUCCGACCCACAGCAAAACAGCUUUGGAGGCCAUCAAUUGGGGUUUUAGAACUUGGAAUUUUAAAUGCCGUAGGGCUCCAUCCUAUGAAAACACGAGAUGGGAAAGGCACGUCUGAUACGUAUUGUGUAGCAAAGUACAGUCACAAAUGGGUCCGGACUCGAACCAUAGUUGACAACCUGUGUCCUAAGUAUAACGAGCAGUAUACUUGGGAGGUUUUUGAUCCAGCGACGGUUCUAACCGUUGGUGUUUUUGAUAAUAGCCAGCUUGGGGAAAAGGGUUCAAAUGGUAACAAGGAUUUAAGGAUUGGGAAGGUUCGGAUUCGUAUUUCUACGCUCGAAACAGGCCGUAUUUAUACACAUUCCUAUCCGUUGCUUGUUCUUCACCAGACCGGCGUAAAGAAAAUGGGGGAGUUGCAUUUGGCAAUUCGAUUUUCGUGUACAUCAUUCGUAAACAUGCUCUACAUAUACUCGCGACCACUUUUGCCCAAAAUGCAUUAUGUCCGGCCUUUUUCGGUAAUGCAACUCGACAUGCUCCGCCACCAAGCGGUCAACAUAGUGGCGGCACGACUAGGCCGAGCAGAGCCACCACUUCGGAAGGAGGUAGUGGAAUACAUGUCUGAUAUGGACUCGCACCUUUGGAGCAUGCGCCGUAGCAAGGCGAAUUUCUUCAGGCUAAUGUCAGUUUUCUCAGGACUUUUUGCCUUGGGCAAAUGGUUUGGGGAUGUGUGCUUGUGGAGGAAUCCCAUCACAACAGUGCUUGUACAUAUUCUCUUUAUCAUGCUAGUUUUCUUCCCUGAACUGAUUUUGCCCACAGUUUUCCUCUACAUGUUUCUUAUAGGAAUAUGGAACUUCCGCUACCGCCCUCGGUACCCUCCUCACAUGAACACCAAGAUCUCACAAGCUGAGGCCGUGCACCCUGACGAGCUCGAUGAAGAGUUUGACACAUUUCCUACAAGUCGGAGCCCGGAGCUCAUCAGAAUGAGGUAUGAUCGGCUCAGAAGCGUGGCGGGUAGGAUUCAGACCGUAGUGGGAGAUAUUGCAACACAAGGGGAGCGAGCUCAGUCGCUGUUGAGCUGGCGGGACCCUCGUGCAUCAGCCAUCUUCGUCACGUUCUGUCUUGUGGCUGCCAUAGCACUUUACGUCACUCCUUUCCAGGUGGUGGCGGCUUUGGCGGGGAUUUAUGUUAUGAGGCAUCCGAGGUUUCGCCAUUGGCUACCGUCAGUGCCGAUCAACUUUUUUCGCCGAUUGCCGGCUAGGACUGAUAGUAUGUUGUGAUUUUGUUGGAUUUGUAUUAGGAGCAGAGCAACAAUGUUGUUGUUACUUGGAAUUAAGGUGACUUUAUUGUAGAACAUCCAGAACUACGAAUAAUUCUUGUAUGGACUUUUAACAUACUUUAUAUAUGUAUAAUAAAUGGUUGUUAAGAGUGGAA
Camellia sinensis is the source of this 3984-nucleotide messenger RNA. Its product is annotated as C2 calcium/lipid-binding plant phosphoribosyltransferase family protein. The record is from RefSeq and is a predicted model, not a curated record. NCBI's taxonomy places the organism in Eukaryota, Viridiplantae, Streptophyta, Magnoliopsida, Ericales, Theaceae.